AUGCGUCGCCUGCUGGAGAAGAAGAAGCAGCGGGCUGCGCUGGAGACCGAGGCCGCCCCGCCGCCGGCCGCGGCGCAUGACUCGCUGGCAGUCGAGCCAGAGCCGACGCCGCUCUCCGCCGUGGCGGCCGCAGAGCGGCCCGAUCUGACCGGCCUCCUGCAGGAGCUGGCCGAGCUGGACUCAUCCGGCAGCAAGCCGCUGGUGGCCGGUCGGCUCCGGGAGCGGCCCACGAGCCGCGCCGGUGGCGCUCCCGCCGACUCCGCCCACCUGCGCGUGCUGGUCAGCUGCCGCCGCCGCGUGGCGCCCUGGUGGUGGACCGAGCAGAUACCGUUCCAGGACAUGAUCCUGCAGAAGCUGCGCCCGAUCGGUUUCCAGCCGUCUCGGGUGCAGGCGUACCUGUGGCCGGCGCUGGCGCGCUACCGCCACGCCGUCUGCGUCAGCCACCCGGGCUCCGGCAAGACGCUCGGCUACCUGCUGGGAGUGGUCGACAGCCUGCUGGACCGGCAGGCCUACACCGAUCUGCCGGCCGGCCACGGGCCUGUCUGCUUGGUGCUGGUGCCUUCGUGGCGCCGCGCGCGCGCCGUCCACGCGCUCUGCCAGGAGGUGGCCGACUCGCUGCGCUGCCGGCCGCUGCUGGUGCACGGCGGCGGCGCCGAGGCCGAGCAGGAGGUGGCCCUGAUGAAUGGCUGUGACUUGCUGGUGGGCACGCCUUCCUGCCUGCUGCGGCUUCUGGAGCGCGGCGGCGACACCUACGUCCAGCUAAAGCGCGUGUGCCACCUGGUGCUGGACGACGCUGACCUCCUGGUGGAGGACUUCACCUCGCAGGUGGAGCGGCUGGUGAUGGCGGUGCACCGGGUGUGGCGGACGCGUGUCCAGCCGGCCGCCGCGCUGCCCGAGCAGAUCGUCGCCACUGCCCGCCACUGGACUGACGGCCUGCGGAAGCUGACCUCGCUCCUCAGCGACCCAGUGGUGGAUGACCGCCUGCUACCUGGAGCAGAUGGUGUGGGCCCGGCCCCGGGUGUUCACCCACGUACUAGACGAGGCCGAGAAGGACUGCAAGCUGCUGGGUCUGCUGGAGAGCGGCCUGUACCGCCAGCGGCUGGUCGUGUUCACCUCGAGCGACCAGAGCGCGCAGCGGCUGGCCCGGCUGCUGUGCUCCCAGCGGCGCUCACCGAGCUGGAGCGGUGCUGGCGGUCCUCGAGCGGCGCGCACGACGUGCUGAUCGUCAGCGACUCGGUGUGCGGCGAGCUGGUGGUGCGGGACGCCCGCGCCCUGCUCCACUACGACGUGCCUACGGUGAAGCGCACUCAGCUGGGCCUGCGCAUGAGCUACAUGAUGGACAGCUACGCCGGACAGGCUGACGGAGCCGAAGGCGGAGGCGGUGUCGCGAGCUGGCCCAGGUGGGGGGACGUGUGGGCCUCCAGUGGGAACGGCAUGUUCGUGCGCGUGCGGUCGCGCCUGCUCACGCUGCCGGAGGAGCUGGCCGCGCCGCCGCCUCAGGCCGUCACCGUCCACCUAUGCGGCGUGGAGCCGGUGGACGGCGACGCCGAGUGGACGGACGGCGCCACUCAGCUGACGCGGGAGCACCUGGUCGGCUGCACCGCCGUCGGCAAGGGUACCCUGUGA
Messenger RNA from Pollicipes pollicipes, 1626 nucleotides. RefSeq names its product DEAD-box ATP-dependent RNA helicase 20. The coding region runs from base 1 to 1626 and encodes 541 amino acids. The transcript is spliced from 14 exons. NCBI's taxonomy places the organism in Eukaryota, Metazoa, Arthropoda, Thecostraca, Pollicipedomorpha, Pollicipedidae. Gene Ontology annotation, biological process: germ-line stem cell division. The record is from RefSeq and is a predicted model, not a curated record. Gene Ontology annotation, molecular function: ATP binding; nucleic acid binding.